UUUCUCAGCAAAAUGAAGUGCGCUUUAAUAACAUUCAAUAUUAUCCAUUAUGAAAUGAAGUAGCUACUUAUGUUGACCCCCCUUCGCACGCGCGCGGGCACACACACUCCACGAGACCUCAUUAGCAGGUCAAAUAAGUCGCUCAAACUUGCUUGCUUUGGUAAAUUAACGCUCACUCAGAUGAGGGAGAUGUCCGGCUAUUGGCCCAGAGUUAUAGGGCACGUCAUCCCCAUCCAUCACCGAUCGAAUGUUUCUACAAGGCAUAUCCCUGUCUAGAUCGGUGCCUCUGUCCUUUUGCGAGCUAUGUGUGUCGUCUGUGGAUGGAGCUUCUGUCGCGAACAUCUUAGGACAAAAAUCUGGAAUAUAUGAGAUGCAAUCAUGAAUUCUUAUGAAGGGUUCAGGGACACAACGUCACUCUUCAUAAAGGGCUAUCAUGCUACUGGAGUUAUGCGUCUGCAUCAGGACCACGGAGCUACUACUGACUUCCUCAGCAGAGAGGAGGGACGUGUCAACACCGAGGCGGAUUUUCUUCGGUAUCGUUUCAGGAAUCUCAGUGCCACGGCCACAGGCGCGUGUUCAAAGCUCUGUGAGGACCCUGGCCGUGCUAACUCGACCAGACCCCCCUUCCCCCAUAAUCAAGAUUUCUAUAGACCAGUGCACCCCAUCCGACCCCAAGUCCCCUCCUUCCAAAGCUGCAGUGAGCAGGGUCUUUCCAGAACGGGCUUCUCGCCUUCCUCAGACACUUUAAGAACUUUCUCCGGCGCGCGCUGUGAGCUCGGCCCUGUCAACAACACGCACCUCGAUGUGCACACAUGCGACGGCCCAGUGCUUCACACAGCACUCGAGGACAAUAAUACCAGACAUGAGGCUCUAAAUACGUUAAAUGAGACACUGCAAAGUGGAAAGACUUUCAAUUGGAUGAGAGUGAGGAGAAAUCAGUCCCGUACAGCUAAGAUAUAUCUGGACCCUGAGCUGAAGACUGACCACGGACGAGAUCCUGACGAGGAGCCCUCGACUGGAGCACCACGAGCAAAUUUUACGACCAAACAACUCACAGAACUGGAAAAGGAGUUUCAUUUCAACAAAUACCUGACUCGAGCUAGACGGCAGGAGAUCGCAAACACUCUCCAGCUGAGCGAAACACAAGUGAAGAUCUGGUUUCAAAACAGACGCAUGAAACAGAAGAAAAUGCUGCGGGAAGGCCUAUUUCCGGGAUUAAUGCUGAUUUCUGGGUGUGAUGAGGACUCGAAAGAAACAGACACUUUUCUGCUGACAAAAGAUCAUUUCUAGUAGGGUAAGAUUGUUGGGACGGCUGCUAUAGGCUACACAGAAAUCUAAACGAUCACGUGAAUAUCAUGCGUUAUAACGAGAGAGUGAGCUAUGAUUUAUGAAUGUUGCCAGCCAUUAAUGUUGCCACUAAACAUAAAUAUUUCUUUAUCGAUCCAAUUGUUUAAGAAAAUGAAGCAGUUAUUUGCUAUGAUAAAAAAGGAGUUUGCUCACCUGUUGAAGCAAGCGGAUAUAUUUAAAAUGAACUUUAUAGUUACUAUGUCUUAAUGUAAAAUAAAAUAAUUUUGUAUAUGUUGUUUUUUUUUCAAUCUGAAUCUUCUUCUGUUAUUAAGUAUCAGAAAAGUAAACGUUUAUAUUAAUAGAAAUAAUCAGAAAAAAAGGGAAAAAGUGUCAUGACAAGUGACAAAGAUGCCCCAGAUAUUUAAAACAUGGAGAAAAGGAGGGGAAAUUCGGGGGAAUUAUAUAUAUAUAUAUAUAUAUAUAUAAAAUGCGUGGAAUAAAACAUUCUGAUAACGUGCAUCUGACGCGAACAGAUUUAAUUAGUUAAAAAUCUAAAAACGCACAUCUAAUAUUUAAACGCAGGCUGCACACAUUUAGAAACAGUCAACAGGUUUGCUGCUGUUUGGCAGACAUACUGUGUCUGUCAUACUCAUGCUGCUCGUGCUUUUAUCUGCAAAUGAAGAGCGCGGCACGAUGAUCGGUGAUACUCGUCUUUCUAAAUAAUGGCGAAGAGCUGUCAACGUACAAAGUGCCUCCACUUAGCCGUGUAUUUUCACCAAUUUAUUGCUGGAAGAGGUUAAAUCGAGUGCCACGGGUUGAACCUUCUGAUACAAACUCCUCAUUUUGAUGGCAUCAAAGCAGUGCAUUGAGAGCUAUAGAAAACGGUGGUGAAUAAAAUGAGGCUUUUUUUUAUUCUUUGGGGUAAACACCGUUUUCAUUUUGAAUGCAUAUAGAUUCAGGGUGUAUUUUAUUCAGAUGGCAUAGCCUACUUUAUCAUAAUUUAAAAUGUUAUGGAGAAAAAUGAACUUAUUUGGCCUGCUCGUUUCUUUGUUUGGUGAUAUUCGACGGACAUGGACAGAAAUAUUUGCUGGAAUUAUCUGGAACGAGAGAGGGGAUUAUCGACCUUUCUAAACGAUCGAUUUAUCGAUGUGAUGGGGAUUUAAGCUGAUUGCCUUUGAAUUGAUUUGCCUUGAUGGGUUAAAUAAUUACAGCAUUUGAACGAAAGCCAUAUUUUUCAUUUCACUCAUUGUUUUCAUAGACAAUGCAUAGUAAAAUAAAAAUACUUCAUACUAGAUUCUUUACAAUAUUAAUCUGCAAAAUAAUAAUACUAACCUUAAAUGAACUGCACGAAAAUGCAAUUUUUUUUCUGCGUAAAAUAUAAAUGUAAUUUGAAGGGUUUUGCACAUCUUUAACCCCCUUGUAUCAAAACAAGCAAACUUUUUUUACAAAAGCAUUGCAGUCUCCUGAAGAAAACAAAAUAUCUGGACCAUGGAAACGAUUCUUGUUAAAUUAUAUUAAAUGUCCUAAAAAAAAAUUCCAGCAGCCUUAAAAUCGAAGUGUGUUAAACAAACAAUAUAAAGGCGAAUAAAAUUGAUUGAAAUAAACGCUCCCCCAGAGGGCUUGUUUUAAAUAUUUCUGGAAGUAUUUAUGUGACUUAGGUCUACUGAAAACAUAUCAUCUCGCUAUAUUAGGAAACUUAUAUGCACGAAGCACGACUUGCCUGAGCCUGCUAAUAUAUGCAGUUACUCCAGAGUUCACCUUUCACCUCUUGACCUCUGUUUUGCCUCGAGACAGCAGUGACCCGGUCAGUAUCUUCACAACUUCUUUCAAUUUUUAAAAUGUUUAUUGGCUUCU
Messenger RNA from Carassius auratus (goldfish), 3141 nucleotides. Its product is annotated as homeobox protein Hox-C1a-like. NCBI's taxonomy places the organism in Eukaryota, Metazoa, Chordata, Actinopteri, Cypriniformes, Cyprinidae. Gene Ontology annotation, molecular function: DNA-binding transcription factor activity, RNA polymerase II-specific; RNA polymerase II cis-regulatory region sequence-specific DNA binding. The coding region runs from base 379 to 1290 and encodes 303 amino acids. Gene Ontology annotation, cellular component: nucleus. Gene Ontology annotation, biological process: regulation of transcription by RNA polymerase II. The transcript is spliced from 2 exons. The record is from RefSeq and is a predicted model, not a curated record.